Molecule: messenger RNA, 348 nt
Organism: Dendrobium catenatum
Lineage: Eukaryota; Viridiplantae; Streptophyta; Magnoliopsida; Asparagales; Orchidaceae
Product: putative pentatricopeptide repeat-containing protein At3g13770, mitochondrial
Exons: 1
Coding region: 1-348 (115 amino acids)
Biological process (GO): RNA modification
Molecular function (GO): RNA binding; zinc ion binding
Source: RefSeq, a predicted model, not a curated record
AUGAAUGCGAGAGGCAUAGAGAAAGAAAUUGGGCAAAGUUGGAUUGAAAACAACAAAAGAAUCCAUAAAUUUGGUGUUGAAGACCAAUCUCAUCCUCUUACAGAAGAAAUAUAUAAGAAGCUUAGAGAACUUAUCGUAGAGAUCAAGGCAGCUGGGUAUGUGCCAGAUGUAAGCUUCACAGUUCAUGAUAUUGGAGAUGAUAGAAGAGAAGAAUCUCUUUACUAUCACAGCGAGAAGCUGACCUUUGCUUAUGGAGAUCUCUCAACUAAUCAAGGAGUAAAGCUUAGAAUAAUAAAAAAUGUGAGAGUAUGUGCUGAAUGCCAUCAGGCAUACAGAUACUCUCCCUGA